UCUGUUUUUGGGUUAGGGCAUGCCAAUAAGUGACAUGGCUAGUUCUGACGAGGAACAGAUAGCGAUAGUCGGGCUGUGGUGCCGGUUUCCAAACGCCGACGGACCCGACGACUUCUGGAGAGUCCUUGUGAACGGAGAGGAUUGUGUAGAGGAGCUCCCACCAGACCGUAGGAGCCAGGGCGCCUUGUACGAUGCCAACGAGAACACUACUGUAACAGGAAAUAGCUCCGUUGAGAGGGCAGCAGUUGUGAAGGGGUACAAGGAAUUCGACCCUGGUCUGUUCGGAAUGACGCACGAAGAAGCAUCGCGGAUGGACCCCCAGCAGCGCUUCAUGUUGGAGUGUUCGUACAAGGCGUUUGAGAAUGCCGGCAUCACAAUGGAAGACCUGGACGGCAGCGACACUGGUGUCUUUGUUGGAGCAACACAUAGCGAUCACCUAUCAGAGGAUGACGUAGACCCGACCCAGGCAGGGGACCCUUCCAUUUCUGGAGCGGCCGCGUCUCUCCUGGCGGCACGUGUGUCCUACACCUUUAACCUGACCGGCCCGGCACUGACUGUGGACACCGCCUGCUCGUCAGGACUGUACGCCGUACAUCUCGGCUGUCAGGCCAUCAGGACAGGUGACUGUUUCAUGGCCGUCUGCGGAGGUGUGAGUUUUAUUCGCCAGGAGAAGAUGCUAGAGCCGCAGUACCGGGCAGGCACGGCUGGUCCCGUCGGGCGAUGUAAGCCCUUCUCCGCGGCAGCUGGCGGGUACGUGCGAGGGGAGGGCUGUGGAGUCGUCGUGCUGAAAAGGCUACAAAGAGCGUUAGAACACAAAGACCACAUCUGGGCGGUCAUCCGGACGGGAGUGAACCAAGAUGGCCGCACCGCCAUCCCCAUCACUGCCCCAUCACAGACCCAACAGGAGGAAUUACUCCGCCUUGUUUACGAACACCACAAGAUCGACCCACAAGACAUCGACUACAUCGAGGCUCAUGGAACUGGCACUCCGGACUGGGACACAGUGGAAGCUAGCAGCCUGGGUAAUAACAUAGGCAAGGCGAGAAAGCCUGGCGAUCCCCCCGUAUUACUAGGUUCGGUUAAAAGUAACAUUGGACAUCUGGAGUCAGCAGCCGCUAUGGCGGGAAUCAUCAAGGUUCUCCUGAUGAUGAAGCACGAGAAAGUCGUGCCAACUCUUCACUUUCACGAGCCGAACCCAAAUAUUGAUUUGGACAGUCUGCGUCUAUGCGUGCCAACGGAAGUACAAGAUUGGCCACUGCGAGGGAAGGACAGAAGAUUAGCCUGUGUUAACUCCUUUGGAUUAAACGGUUCAAACGCCCAUGCCGUUUUGGAGCAGCUACAGCUUUCAAGGGACGGCAGCGAUUAUGAGGAAGAGGAAACAAAAGACACUGUUGUGGCCUUAUCGGCGAGAAAGCGGGAAUCUCUGAGAUUGGCAGCUGAGGAUCUUAACGACUACUUGCGACGCAACCCGGGCAUAUCAGUGCAAAGGCUUGCCUACACAUCAACAAUGAGAAGAACCCACCACGACUACCGACUAGCAGUAUAUGGUAGCUCGGUUGAGGAUAUAGAACGAUCCCUGACGAAAGCAUUAAAUGAGAUUGAAGACAGACCCGAAACCAGAACCGAAAGACAAACUUCACCUGUCAGUUAUGACUUUGAAACAGACAAGCGCGUCAUUUUUGUGUUUGGUGGACAGGGAACUUUGUGGGAGGGCGUCUGUCUGGACCUGAUGGACAAAGAGUCGGUAUUUAGAAAAAAGCUAACUGAAAUAGAUUCCCUGUUUGGGCAGUACGUGGACUGGUCCUUGCUCAAUAAGUUGUCGAACAGAGAAGAUUUUGACGUGCCGAUUGUAGCUCAGGCUCUGAUUUUCAGCACGCAGGUGGCACUAUUUGCACUUUGGCAGUGGUGGGGAAUCACUCCGCACGCCAUUCUCGGGCAUUCCGUGGGAGAAGUCGCUGCGGCACACUGUUCAGGUGUCUUGUCGCUACCAGAGGCCGUGCGUGUUAUCUACCACCGAGGACGCCUCCAAAAUGAAACCCGGGCCGGGAAGAUGCUCGUUGUGGGUAACCUUCCCAUCGAGGAGGUGGAGGAGCUGUGUAAAGGUGUGUCGGGAGACCUGAGCGUGGCUGUUGAGAACAGCGCCACCUGUUGUGUGCUGUCAGGCGACAGGGAUGCCAUACACAACAUACAUGAGCUGCUGAAAUCGAUGAAUGAAGAGAACCCGACUAGGCAGCUGUUCCUGAGGGAGGUCCAGGGCGUUAAGUUUGCUUACCACAGCCAUCACAUGGAGCCUGUCCGAGAGGAGCUGCAGGCAUCGUUGGCCGACCUUACAGGACACCCGCCGGAGGUGGAGCUGUAUUCUACGGUGACGGGAGCGAGAGCCACUCCGACAGACUUCGUGACUGGAGACUACUGGGGCAGAAACGUGAGGCAGCGCGUGAUGUUCAGAAGUGCCAUGUCAGAAUCCCUACGCCCGGAGAAACACAACGUGGUGGUCGGAAUCGGACCAAAAGCGCCAAAAAGAAGUUAUAUCAAGCAACUUGCGGCGAACACAAAGCUAACUUACGUUGCGUCCGUUAAGCCGAAUCAAGAAUACCCGACCAUGCUGCAAGGUCUCUGUGAGCUGUAUCAGGCCGGUUUACUACCAAGAUGGGACUCUUUGUUUCAAGGUCGAAAGUACACUCCAUAUCAAGUACCGAGGUAUCAUUUCGCUCGGAGGCUGCUCUGGUCUAAGACAGAUAAGACUCUUGCAAGAAGACAAGAUUUGGGAGUGAAAUGUGUCUCCAGUCCCACCACACACCCUUUACUAACCCGGGUUUCUACAGAUCCACUGCAGUACGAAUGCCUUAUAAGCAGGCAGAAGAUGCCGUAUCUAUAUGACCACGUCCAGGACGGCACGGUUGUUGUUCCUGGUGCUCAGUACUGUGAUCUGGGGAUCGCCGCGUGUAUGGAUGUGAUAUUCCCGCGGCAGCCUGUCUCCAGUUGCAGGACAAGUGUGACGUUUCUGACAUCAGUCACCCUGCCAAGCCAAGAUGGCACAGCCGUUAUCCGAGUCAUGGUCAAUCACGACGAAGCCGCCAAGAAGGUUCAUUUUGAACAGCGAACGGACCGAGAUGUCCAUGCGAAGGGCACAGUCAUCUAUAGCAAUCGGCAGCAGUCCACCAUAACCAGGCUUGACAUAGACGCUAUACGAUACCGCUGUAAUAAUACCAUAUCUGGUGAUGACCUGUAUGAAGCGCUACAAACAACUGGCUUACAAUACGGACCUACACUGCGUAGACUGACGGAAUGUCGCUACGGAGAAGGGACGCAUGGAAAGGAAGCCAUGGCCGUCAUUCAUGUCCACGAUACAGUAGCAGCAGAGAUGCACAGCUGCUGCAUACACCCUGCUAUUCUCGACUGCCUGAUGCAGACUUGUUUUCUACUCGAGUUCAAUAUUCUGCGUCAAACAAACGGCCGACGCCUAAAAUUCUUCCCCGUCUCCAUCGAAAGUCUUGUUGUGGUAAGACCUGUCGAAGAACACAUGUGUAUGUACAUGAAGCAGACUGGCGGAACACCAGGGACAAUCCGAUCAAACGGUGUCCUAGUGGGGAUGGACGGGCAGGUCAUCCUGGAGCUGAGGGGUCUCACCUUCAGGAUGUGCACGGACGGCAACUCCAGCAGUUUGGAGGACUUUGUCUUCACCACGACGUGGACGGCCGCCCAGUCUCAGUGGGGAGGAGAGGUUGAGCCAAAGCUCGUCAAUGAAUUCUGUGAGCUGAAAUGUCUGGUACUACAGGAUGACUGUGGGAUAUCCAACCAACUGGAGCCUUUCGUCAGCUCCGAUUCUGUCUUCAUCUCCCUAGAGGACUUCAAGAGGACUGACUACCGAAACGACGAGAGCGCGUUUCCAAAGUUGUUGCAAGAAAUGGACGUGAACCUGAACUUUGACUUUGUUCUGCACUGUUGCGGUAUAUCUCAACUGGAUCCCGAAAAGUUGGACGCGGAAGCGCUGGAUACUCGUGUGGAACUAGCGUGUGCAAGUCUUCGACAGGUCAUGAAGAUGCUGAUCACAGACGGGAGUAGGGUCCCUGUUAAAAUCAUCACGCGCAAUGUGCAGUUCUCCAUGUGGCAAGAGUCGCUAGAUAGUGACGUUGACAGCGCCUGGCAUGGUCUGCUGGAUCUCGCUGGAGCGCCUCUGUGGGGUUUGAUCCGCUGCGCAAUCAGAGAAGGGGCUUACCCACUGCUGCAGCUUGUCGACUUGUCUUCGGGCAACAAUUACGAGAUAUAUACCCUUCUUCACGAGCUUGUCGCACGCGAGUUGGAAAGCUACACGGAGAUCAUGUGCGUCCAAAGCGUGAAGUAUUACCUGGAGAUUGUGCCCUCCACACUUCGCAGUGAGUCUACCAUGCAUCGAAUCAACAAUGCUGAAGAGGGAUGCAGGCUGAAAAUGCAGACUACAGGUCCCACAAAACCAGUAAAUAUCCACGCAGUCUACAGCAACAAGCAUGUGGAAUCACAACCUGGGCAUGUCAUGGUCAAGGUGCAAAGGUGUCACGUUCAGCCAGAAAACAUGUAUGCAGUUACCAGUGAAGCACAAAACGGGUAUGUCAUACACUGGUCACAUGACGCCGACCACGGUUGGGACUUCCUCAGCUUGGACUUUGUGGGAACCGUGGUACAAGUAACCCCGAAGUGCAAGUUUCGUCUUGGUGACCGCGUCAUCGGCGUCUUCCCUGCUGUAGCGUCCUCUGUCGUCUCCCUUCCCGUUUCAGUAGUCCAGAAGCUGUCAGACCUCCCACUGUUACAGAACCAGCCCUGUCUGUCGUACUUUGUUUUGGCCUGGGAAAUUCUGGUACACUUGCUGGACAUCAAACCUAAACAGAAUGUUUGUUUGUUAGAGGAAACUACAGGCGCGCCUUCUGUCAUGGCAAGAGUCAUUGAAGCCGUAGCACUGGGUUUGAAGGCCAUCUGCUACAUAGCACAAGACGUUUACAGUCUAUCUAGCGUUAGAGGGGGCGUGGCUGUUGUAAUCGGAGGUCUACAUGCGCCCCUUAGAGCCCAGCUGGCAGAUGUAAUAGGCAGGAAUGGAAAAGUAGUGUGUCUGUGUGGUCAGAACCAGCAGACAUCUGCUUCCCUCAGAAUCAGGCCAGAUGUCAGAGUUUUGAUAGUCGACACAAGCACAGUGUUUCACGAGACGAACUUAAAGAUGAUCAUGCCAAAUGUAUCUAAACUGCUAUCGGUACAGUUUCAAAGGAAGUUGAACAUCGAUCUCCCCUAUACACAGAUCCCCUUGUCCUCGUCCCCUCACAAAGUCGGUCUUCACGAUGUGGUAACAACAAGUAGGGCAGAAAUCCCCGUUGUCGGUUUCGGCGUACAGUCUGAAGAUGGGUUACCGGGUACGCCAGUCAUCUGUGGGAGAAAGGCGCUCUUCAGGCGUGACGCUUCCUACGUCAUUGUCGAUGGUCUGACUGGUCUGGGCUUCUUCACUAUCGAAUUCCUUGCUGAGCGGGGAGCGGGGAACAUCGUAACCGUGUCCAGGACUCAGCCACAGGCGGACACAGUCACGGAGCUGAGGCGCGUCGGAGAAAAGUACGGAUCAAAAAUCAUCUGCCUCGUAGCUAACGUCACAUCGUACAAAAGCAUGACCGCUGCAUUGGACAAACUCAGAGACUGUCUUCCCGGCAUUCCGCUGAAGGGCGUUUUCCUCAGCACUGCCGUCUCCAGUGACCGCAUUCUGAUCAACCAGAGCCACGCUCAGUUUAAAAUGGGACUGGACGCCAAAGUGGUGGGUACCUGGAACUUGCACCUCACGACAAGACACCUCAACCUCGAUUAUUUCGUGUGUUACUCAUCCAUGUCCUCGGUGUUAGGCACCGGUGGGCAAACAAGUUACGGGGCGGCAAAUGCUUUCUUAGACGGCAUCGCCUGCCUUCGUCGUCAGAUGCACAUGGCCGGUCAGAGUAUCAACUGGGGUGCCUUGCAGCUGAAGACUCUACAGAGAGACAAGAGGAUGGCAAAAAUCUUGGAGCAAAAUGGAAUCCGAGAUUUGUACAAAGACAGAGUUUCAGAGUGUCUGGAAAAUUGUCUUCUUCUCAAUCCGGUUCAGCUGUUAGUUGUUGAUCUAGACCGGUCCCGGCUGGCGGCCAUGGCGAAACGGUUCCCGGACGUCCGAAGGUUUGAAAAGCUUGUAAGUGACAUUGAUGAUGUAACAGCAGAUGACGUAUUGUUGAGCACAGCGGUUGACCUUGACAGAUUGGGACAAAUGAGCGAGCAGGGCAGACGGGAGGCGAUUGGCGCUUUGACCCGGAACGUGUUUGUCAACCUUCUGAACGCGGAGCCCGGAGAUGUGCACACCAUGCAGAGGUCCGUCGUUAACAUGGGCAUGGACUCACUACUGGCACUCACCGCGCAAAACAUCUUCAAGAACAAGUUUCAAGUGGACGUUCCUUGGAUCGCCCUGCUAGGCAAGAAGUCAACAAUCGAGUCUAUCAACGACCAGGUCUUCGAACAGCUCAAUAAACGAAUUAGUGAGGGGCAGCCAGUAGCAUUUGUCGGAAGAGACGUCCACUGACGGGAGACAUCACAAGAGACAUAGAGAAAAUUCCACUUGAAUGACCUUACAAUCGACCUGGAGAACGACACGUUGUUUCAAUGCGAAACGGACAGAAAUGCGGACAGAGAAUGGCGAGACUGAGUGGGGAAACAGCGGGCCGAGCCUCUGGUGAUAAGGGUGCAGUCACACGAGCGUGACUGUGUAUCAAGUCCGUCCGACAUUUUCAUACGCAUGCGCUGUCGCCCAAACAACGCGCACCUCACACGCAUCUCAGUCGCUUUGUGGCAGCGUGUAUACGAGCCAACACGCAUACCUAAAUCUGUUCAAUGAAAAACAAUUGAGAUGCGUAUGAAGCGCGUAUUGUGCGUACGAGUGCGCAUGUAAAAAGUCAAUACGGACCUGACUGUCAAUUGAUCAAAGAGAGAAUCCAAUGUUGAUAGAGUAGUCUGUGAUGACUAUAUCGAAUUUGUUUAGUACAUUGUUAUGUAUCAUGUACAGUGGAACCCUGUAGAUAACACAGAUAAUAUUUUGAACUGUAUCAAAUGUUAGAUGACUAGAUAUUGGAUUUCAAUAGAAAGCAAAUGUACAUGUGUUAAUCAAGUUCUGUAAGUUCUACGUGGCACAUCAACUAUCAACAACUGCUGUCGCUUUGUUAUUUCUUGCAAUGAAGUUAACAAUACUUGGAUGUGCAUUGUGUAUACAUGUAUAUUGUAUGCUGUCGACUGUAUCUUAUCGUUGAUAAUUUUCCAUAGAUGAAGCAUGUAAAAAAAUCCAGUAAUAACGGCCAAGCUGGCAUAAUGA
Messenger RNA from Branchiostoma floridae (Florida lancelet), 7336 nucleotides. Its product is annotated as hybrid PKS-NRPS synthetase pynA-like. Gene Ontology annotation, molecular function: 3-oxoacyl-[acyl-carrier-protein] synthase activity; fatty acid synthase activity. The record is from RefSeq and is a predicted model, not a curated record. Bases 20 to 6553 code for a protein of 2177 amino acids. The transcript has 7 exons. Gene Ontology annotation, biological process: fatty acid biosynthetic process. Lineage: Eukaryota; Metazoa; Chordata; Leptocardii; Amphioxiformes; Branchiostomatidae.